UUGACAUCAUUGAGUGAAAUUUCGACAAUUUGCAUUUAAUUUAUCUUAUAUAUUGUUCAAAUUAGUAAUUUAUCUAUAUUGCAUCCGAAUCCGCUACUAAAUUUUUAAAAUCGUUACAAUUUGUUGAACUUUUAGAAAGUUAAAUGGAAAUUUCAAAUGGCGUUUUGGAGCGACACAGAACCAGUGGUGAUGGAAUGGAAGAAGAGCAAACUAAUACGUGUAAGGAAGCAAACGUCAAAUCUCGUUAUGCCGUUCGUCGACCAACUAGUGCUACCAUACAUGAAAAUGUUCACAAAAAAUCCACAAAUAACAGUUCAACAUGCCUAAACGACCAACUCCUACAGUCUGGACUGCAAACACUUUAUCGCCGAUACGAAGGACCAUGUAGUCUUGCACCAGUCUUACCAGGAGGUAAAUUGAUUCAAAUGAUUCCUCAUUUAGUCAAAUCAGCCAAAGCCACGGGUACACAUAAGAAAAAUAAACCUCCAAAAUUUAUACCAUAUGAGCCAUAUACAGGCGCAACAAGUUCCAUCGUAUCUACUCCAAACCCAAAAACAGCGAUGAAAAAUAAAAAUAAUUUAGAUAUUGGAGUACUUGUAAGUCAAAUGUCAACAAUGCGUUCCAAAGAAUUAGGCGAUAAGAACAGCGAGGAAUAUUGUGGCAACAGUUCUUUGGAUGUUAAAUUUGAGAAACUAAGAGAAGAACUCAGGAAAAUUACGGAGGAACGAGAUUAUUACCAAGGACAAUUUAGAUUUCAAACCCAAGUUAAUUCUGAGUUAAAAAAUUUGUUGGUAGCAUCUGUAGGUGAAGAUAUGCAGUCACAUGUUAAUGUGCUCACAGAAGACAAACUUCAGUUGGCACGGGCCUUGUUAGAUACCGCGAAAAAUUUAACAACGCACACGGAGCAAAUUGAGUUUCUUGCGGGCCAGUGCGAAGUGUGGCGUUCCAAAUUUCUUGCUAGUAGCGUUAUGGUAGAAGAACUAGCACGAUGGAAAGCUGACCUAAUGCAGAAGAACCAAAUACUUGAAGAAUCCACUAAGCGAUUACUCCACGCAACACAUCAAAUCCGAGAAAUGCAGCUAGAAAUCUUAAAAAAUUUAAAAUUUGUUGCAAAGAUUCGUUAUCUAAACCUUCCAAGUACUGAUGUAAUUAACCUUAGUGCCGAAAAUUUAAAUAUCGUACAUCAAAUGGUACUGCACUCUGGUGUUGGAAUUCCCGAAGGUGACAUAGACAUUUUGAGCACUAGUAAAAAUCCUCUUUGUGAUGCUGAAAAAUAUGCAGUAAAGUCCUUACAAUUCAUUAGUCAGCCUUUAAUGGCUACGGAUGAAGCGAUAAAAGCUCUUUUUGAACAAGUCCAGCGACCAUAUAGUGGAAUAAAUACACAUAGUUAAUUGAGAUUUUUUCUUCUGAGUAGAAAGGUUUUAAACUUUAUUAUUUAUUAGGUUGUAUACAUAAGUGCAUUUUUUGCACUUGAUUUAAUAAUUCAAAAAAAUUUCGUAAAUUCGAAUUACUCCAAAAGAUGGUUUUAGUGUUUGUAUCUGUGCCUAAGUACGGAAUUGGUUGAUUGACUCAGUGUGUUGUUUGAGUAUGAGAAACUUUCGUCCCUUAAUAAAACGGGCAGCGGCAAUUUACUAUGAAAAAUUCCUCAUGCUGCGCUGAACGUUGAAAAAUUCAAGUCUAACAUCGCUUUAAAAAUGUUUUUAAUUUUUCUUCAAAAUUCAUUAACACGCGAUAUUUAAUGCUUGGAUAUAGUAUUUUUAAUAAAUUAGUUCAUUCUGCAUUUAGUUUCAAUUGUACUAAUUUUAGAAUUAAAGUGAGAAUUUGAAUUCCAGUAGAAACUUUGCAAGCUAGUAUCAUAUAGUAGUUAUGAAACAACCUUAAUCAUACUAUACAUAUAUACCAAUAUAAUUUUUUUCAAGUUUAAAA
Messenger RNA from Bactrocera tryoni, 1926 nucleotides. RefSeq lists its product as uncharacterized. NCBI's taxonomy places the organism in Eukaryota, Metazoa, Arthropoda, Insecta, Diptera, Tephritidae. The coding region runs from base 144 to 1391 and encodes 415 amino acids. The record is from RefSeq and is a predicted model, not a curated record. Gene Ontology annotation, biological process: Golgi organization; Golgi to plasma membrane protein transport. The transcript has 2 exons. Gene Ontology annotation, cellular component: Golgi membrane.